This is a messenger RNA of Aspergillus mulundensis, 936 nucleotides long. RefSeq names its product BTB/POZ domain-containing protein. Gene Ontology annotation, molecular function: protein binding. The record is from RefSeq and is a predicted model, not a curated record. The transcript is spliced from 2 exons. NCBI's taxonomy places the organism in Eukaryota, Fungi, Ascomycota, Eurotiomycetes, Eurotiales, Aspergillaceae. The coding region runs from base 1 to 936 and encodes 311 amino acids.
AUGGCGGCUGAAGUCAUCGAACCCGACGGCGAUCUCACCAUUGUCUGCCAUGAUACCUCCUUCCAAGUCUGCUCAAAGGCCAUUGCCCUGGCUUCGCCUGUGUUUAAAGCUAUGUUCAUGUCGAACUUUAUGGAAGGGCUGUCUGUCAAGAACUCAGACCCUUCUAACCCUGCCGUCGUCAAGCUCCCGGAGGAUGAUCCUGAAGCUUUCCGCAUCUUUUCCAACAUCGCACAUCAUAGAUUGGACCGUCUGCCGCACCAGCUAGAAAUCGACCAGCUAGAUGGAUUGGCCAUGCUUGUUGACAAAUAUCAGUGUGCUUCGCUUAUAAGGGGAGUUGGACGCUCAUGGAUCCUGGGCGCUUUGCGCAAACGCUCGCGCGAACGUCCGCGGGAAGAACUCUGGCUCUUGCUACAUUUUGCAUAUGUCGUGAAUUCCCAAACCUAUUUUUCGGCAAUCUCACGGGUGCUUGUGGAAAGCUCUCCCCAGCCAUUCCUGCGAUGGAAAUAUGCUAGGGACAAUAUGAGAACAUUUCCCGGUGAACUUCUCGCUCAGCUUGACCUCCUCCACAACCAGAUCCUAGUCCAGAUGCAGCUGGCUCUGAUGGACCCCGUACUCUGCCUUACACGAAAUUCGUGCUCAGAAUGCAGGUUCAAGAUCGAUGGCUACUUAUACAGAUUGUUCACACUUGAGGGCGGGCUGAUCCCAUCAACACCGAGCUUCGGCAAAACGAGCAUCGCGUCAAUACUACAGAGCCUGUAUAGUAUGGAAGAAGACGCCCUUGAUUGGUACAUGAAGGAGUGCGAGAGGCACCCCAUGCCUCCAACACUGAAAAACAGGGUGCCCGUGCUUGAGGACUUGAAAAAGCGCAUCGGGGCCCUUAAUAUGUGUCUGAAAUGCAUCAAAGAUGGAUAUUGUGAGAAACAUGUUGUGGAAUGA